GAGAGCGAGUGCGACGGUGAACGGCACCAGAGCAGCGAGAGACACGGGUUAGCCGUAAGUUCUCGGGUUUAGCGGUAAAUGUACAGUGUGAGUUGUCGUCGGUGAAUAAAGUUGUUUACCAACUGCUGAGGAUAAAGUGAAGGGGGUUAGCCCCGAAGUUAGCGUCAACUUCGGCCCUGGAGGAAACUCUCCCCUGUGCUUCCCGACUGCGGUCUGGGAGCCGAACAGGAAUGGUUAACAACUGUCAUGCAUUUUAGUGUGGGCUGUAGGACACAUUAUAAAUGCUCCAUUUGAUCAGAGGAAGCAGCUCUUUAUGAAACUGUGCUUUCCAGUGUCAUCUUUCACCAAACACUAUAUUGAGGUCUCGCAGCACUUCGGAGGAAUUUUGGAAUCAAAACACAACAGUUAUACAUAAAGCUUUGAGGUUCAAACUCCACCCGCCCGGCGCUCUCUAUAACAAAAUCGAGCGCACAGUGGGUGUAGCAGUGACUUUCACUUUUGAAAUUUACAUCUGGAUCAGCUCUUCCUCCGACACAGACCUGUUAGUUGUCUCUCCACAUUUACAACAGCUGCAGUUAAACUGACACAUCUGUCCUCAGAGGUACAAAGAUGAACUGCUGUGGUCUACUAACUGCACAGAAGGAACCAGUUCCUCUGAAGAGCGUGGAGGUGGAGCUGGAGGUCAGGGACCACGUGGCUACAGUGGUCUCCACUCUGAACUAUGAGAACAAGGAGGACAAACCACUAGAGGCUGUGUUUGUCUUCCCUCUGCCUGGAGAUGCUGCUGUCUGUCAUUUCAGUGCUACGAUUGGACAGACACAGAUUGUAGCUGAGGUGAAGGAGAAACAGGAGGCUCAUGAGGAGUAUGAUGAUGCUUUGAGCUCCGGUCAGCAGGCCUUCCUAUUGGAGGAGAGUGAGCAGAGUCCAGAUAUAUUCUCUCUGAGUGUGGGCAGUCUGCCUCCAGGAGAGAGCGCCUCCAUCAGGCUGGAGUAUGUCACUGAGCUGGCUGUGCAGGCUGAUGACGGGCUGAGGUUUUGUCUGCCUGCGGUGCUCAACCCUCGCUACCAACCUCAGGGAAGUGGAGGUAGUGAAGGUGCCAGUGUCCAGGUGACCUCUGUUCCAGCCUCUCUGGUGCCCUACAGUCUGUCUUUCUCUGCCCGAGUGUCCUCUCCUCGUCCAGUCUCUAAAGUAGAGUCCAACUGUUCCCUGGACCCUCUCCAGUACCUCAACCCAGAGCAAACCCAGACCACGGUCAAGUUGGCUGCAGGACACAAAUUUGACAGAGAUGUUGAACUGCUGAUUUAUUACAAAGAUGCCCACCAGCCCAUUGCUGUGGUGGAGGCAGGACAGGCCUCUGCCAAGCCUGGCACUCUGAUGGGUGAUCCAGUAGUGAUGCUGAGCCUGUACCCUGAGUUCCCCCAGGCUGUGAUGUCUUCAGUCGCCUCAUGUGGAGAGUUUGUGUUCUUAUUGGAUCGUUCUGGAAGUAUGGAUUCUCCUAUGGAUCACAGCAAGAGACAAGAAAGUCGCAUUGGCAGUGCCAGGGAUACUCUGCUGCUGCUGUUGAAGAGCUUACCAAUGGGCUGCUAUUUCAACAUAUACAGCUUUGGGUCCAGGUUUCAACACAUCUUCCCUAAGAGUGUGGAGUACAGCCAGAAGACCAUGGAAGAGUCACUGAAGAAAGUUGAAGAGAUGGGUGCUGAUCUGGGUGGAACAGAAAUCCUUGAGCCCCUCAAACACAUUUACAGCCAGUCCUGCAUUCCCAAUCAACCUAGACAACUGUUUGUCUUUACUGACGGAGAGGUGGAGAACACCAAAGAAGUUAUCAGUCUGGUGAAGAAGAACUCAGGUUCCCACAGGUGUUUCUCUUUUGGGAUUGGGGAAGGGGCCAGCUCUGCCCUCAUCAACGGCUUGGCCAAGGAAGGAGGAGGUCACGCUCAGUUCAUCACAGGGACUGACAGGAUGCAACCCAAAGUGAUGCAGUCGCUGCGAUUUGCUCUGCAACCAGCUGUGGUGGACAUCUCAGUCACGUGGGAUUUGCCAAAGGGAGUCUCUGUUACUGUCCUUUCUCCACCAAUCACAGCCCUUUUCCAGGGUCAAAGGUCACUGAUUUAUGCCCAACUCACUGGAGAGAGUUCAAAAGCAGCAGAGAGCUGUGUGAUGGUAAAAUACAGCCUGGCAGGUCAUCCCUCUCAGAACCAGCUCCACUUCAGUCUCAAACCUGCAGAGGACACUGGAUUGACAGUCCACAGGCUGGCUGCUCGGACUCUGAUUCGCUCCCUGGAGAUGGAGGAGAGAGAGCAAAGAGGAGAGCAAGAUAAAGGAGUGAAGAAGAAGGUGGUGGAGUGCAGUGUCCAAUCUGGAGUGAGCAGUGUCUUCACUGCCUUCAUUGCCGUCAACAAAGGGGACAGUGAGGCGGUUCAAGGACCUCUGGUGCGCAGAAAUGUUCCAACACCCAAGUAUUUAAUGUGUAGUGCUGUUGGCUAUGCAGAUUGUUACUAUGAACUUGGAUACGAACUACAGUGCUGCUACACAGAUUGUCUUUCUCUUGAGAACGAUGGUUAUGACAAUGCUUUGGAACUUGACGAUGAAGAAGAAUGGGGAGAGACAUUCAGUGUCAAAGAGUUGUCUGCUGGAAAUGCACAAGUCGCUGUUCCUAAACAAACACCCAGAGACCCUCUGCUGCAGCUGGUCUCCCUCCAGAAGGCGUCUGGCUGCUGGGUCCUAGAUUCAGCUCUGGCUGCUGCACUGGGAAAGACCUGUGAGGAGGUGGAGAACACAAAACCUUCAGCAAUGAACCAGGAAGUGUGGGCCACCAUUCUGGCUCUGAUCUGGCUUCAUGGUUUCAAAGUGGAUGCUCAGGAUGAGUGGCAGCUUCUGGCUAUGAAGGCUGUGUCAUGGCUCCGUGCUCAGAAUGCAUCAUGUGUGACGGAGUGUGUGGAAGCUGGAAACGCUCUGUUGGGUUGCAACGUGCAGAAAGACGUCAUGGGGCUCUGAGGUUGUCAUUAAAGUGGCAACUCCCUCAGGAUUGAGACACAGAAGCAGAUUUACUUCAUCCUACAACUGUUACAUUUCAUAUAACUCUUUUCACCUUUAACUUCAUAAUAUUAUGUGCCUUAGCAUAUUUACAGUGUUUCAUCUAUCCAGGAUCAGCCAUGUAACAAGACAAAUAACUGUUUUAAUGUUUCUUUGUGUAUGAAAUUGUUUUACUUAAAACAAACUGAGUUGGAUCUUGAACAUUCAGGCACACAUAAUAUACCAACAUAUUUCUCCAUGCAGUUUGAGACCUAGUAAAAGUAAUGUGUGCACCUAAGAUGAAUCUUAUUUGAAUUAAUUUACAGUUCCCCACUACUGAAAACCAUGUUUUACUUAUUCAUCUUUAACUGUGCAGAGUGACGUGAUUCUAGUUUGACACUAGAAAGCUGUUUUCAAGCUUCUCCACCAGGCUGUUGAGUUAAUCUGGAUCCAGCAAGUUUUGAGUAGAAGUAGUAGAAGAAAACCAAAUCCUUUUCUGAUGCAGUUUAUGUAUGAAGUUUGUUUUUCAGCAGAAGAGAGAAAGUGCUGCCAGACUGUAGAGAAUGAACAUGUCUUUGUUGUUUUUGUUGUAAAGCAGAGAAAUAAAACCACUGCGAGUUAAUCUGCA
Dicentrarchus labrax (European seabass) is the source of this 3640-nucleotide messenger RNA. RefSeq names its product von Willebrand factor A domain-containing protein 5A. The record is from RefSeq and is a predicted model, not a curated record. Bases 610 to 2994 code for a protein of 794 amino acids. The transcript has 20 exons. NCBI's taxonomy places the organism in Eukaryota, Metazoa, Chordata, Actinopteri, Moronidae.